This is a messenger RNA of Sorghum bicolor (sorghum), 1311 nucleotides long. Its product is annotated as thiamine pyrophosphokinase 2. Gene Ontology annotation, molecular function: thiamine diphosphokinase activity; thiamine binding; ATP binding. Bases 211 to 1014 code for a protein of 267 amino acids. Gene Ontology annotation, biological process: thiamine metabolic process; thiamine diphosphate biosynthetic process. Lineage: Eukaryota; Viridiplantae; Streptophyta; Magnoliopsida; Poales; Poaceae. The transcript has 7 exons. The record is from RefSeq and is a predicted model, not a curated record.
AUUCUGAAAGCGACGCACCGUCAUACCGGCAGCCGAGACCUUUGCCGUUUUUAUUCUUCCUCCGUCUCUCUGCCUGUACAGCGGCGGGUUGGCCAGCUCCGAGCCGAGCCUCGUCCUCCCUCUUCGGCGCCUCUGCGUCAGUCCUCAGGUAUUGGCAGCAAAGACAGUGUUAGAUUUGCCCUUGAUUGAGGUACCCCUUCAAAGGUCAAGAUGUUGUGGCGCACAGUACGCAGUAUGGAUGUAAUAAUGCAUUCUUCGAGUUUCCUUCUUCCGAAACUGCAUCAACCUGUCAACAAACCAGUCAAGAACUAUGCUUUAGUUGUUCUAAACCAGCAACUUCCACGAUUCAUGCCUCGACUCUGGGAUCAUGCAAACUUGAGGAUCUGUGCUGAUGGAGGAGCUAAUCAUAUUUUUGAUGAGAUGUAUCAGAUGACCAAUGAUGAAGACAAAAAAAGCACCAGAAAUAAGUAUAUUCCAGAAAUAAUUGAGGGGGACAUGGAUUCUAUCAGACCUGAAGUAAAACUGUUCUACUCCAGUCAGGGAUCCAAAAUUUCUGAUAAGUCACAUAACCAGGAGACAACAGAUCUACACAAAUGUAUUUCCCGUAUCCAUCAUCGUACGCCUGAUCAUGAAAAACCCAAUCUCUGUGUUCUUGUUACUGGAGCACUAGGUGGUAGGUUUGAUCAUGAGGCGGCAAAUAUCAAUGUUCUGUAUCUGUUUUCGGACAUGAGGAUUGUCCUCCUAUCAGAUGAUUGCUUGAUUCGACUUCUUCCGAGAACACAUCGCCAUGAGCUCUAUAUUGAGUCGUCUGUUGAAGGACCUCAUUGUGGGCUUUUUCCUGUUGGAGCACCAUCAACAAGCACCACAACUACUGGCCUGAAAUGGAAUCUAAGUGAAUCAAAGAUGAGAUUUGGGAGCAUGAUAAGCACAUCCAACAUUGUGCAGUCGGAGAAGGUAACUGUAGAAUCUGAUGCAGAUCUUUUGUGGACAAUUUCUCUGCGAAAUCUGACAUAAACAGUUCCUAGUUAGUUAUCCUUUUUGCCUUCUCUUUCCUGUCAAGUGGCAACCAAGCUCUUGUACAGCCGUUUUUUGUGUUUAUGAGUUGUGUGUCUGGUAAAUAAAUAUCGUCUGAUAACUAAUCGAUGAAGUCUUAUCAUCAGAUAGGAUGUCCAGUACGAUAUUGAACUGCUGAUGAAUUAUGUGAAUAACACAAGCAGCCAUGAUGGUUGUAUCCUCUCUAGUUUUAUAACUGUAUUAUUGUAUUUGCAAGAGGCUUUCUUGUAUAAAAAGAGUUCUCAACAGUUCACACUG